Dimorphilus gyrociliatus is the source of this 1790-nucleotide messenger RNA. The record is from the annotation of a GenBank genome assembly. Lineage: Eukaryota; Metazoa; Annelida; Polychaeta; Dinophilidae.
AGAGAAAUUCUGACGCAAGAUGGCCGCUGUUUAGAUAUUUCGUACGAAUUGCAUAAGACUGAUUUAUUUAUAUAAGUAUAUAGUAUCCAUCUAGAAUUUAGUCAUAUUUGAUAAGAAAUACAUCGAAAGCGAUGUCGGAGUCAUUAAUAGGAUUUUUUGGACCUGAUUGCCAAGAAAUUGAGCCUGUUCCUGAUACUUUCCCACCAGAGGUGGAAGAGGGUAAUAUAGAAUAUAAACGACAAUUAGUCAAUAUAUCAGUAACAAGAUUAGAACAUUUAAUAUCUCAAAUGAAAUGGCGUUUACAAGAAGGAGGAGGCGAAGCUAUAUAUGAAAUUGGAGUUACCGACACAGGAAUGUUGAAAGGACUCAAUGCAGAUGAUUUAGAAGAAUCAUUAAAUUCUUUACAUAAAAUGGCUGAUAGAUUAGGAGCAACUGUUACAGUUGUAAGAGAAAGAGAAUUAGAGAAUCAUAGGAAAGUUGUUGAAGUACUCGUUAGGAAAGUUCCAGACAGUCACGACUUCAUUGACGUUAGAAUAAGUGUGUUGGGAAGUUGGGGAUCUGGAAAGUCUACUUUAGUUGGAGUAUUGACCGAUGGUCAGCUAGACAAUGCUGAUGGAAGAGCGAGAUUGAAUCUUUUCCGUCAUGUACACGAAAUUGAAAGUGGAAGAACUUCUUCGGUUAGUCAAGAGAUAUUUGGAUUUGAUGAUAAGGGUAAUGUUUUGAACUAUGCGGAGAAACCGAAUAUCGAAGAUAUAUUGAAUUUGGCAUCUAAAAUCAUCACUUUAAUAGAUCAGCCUGGACAUGAUAAAUAUCUAAAAACAACGAUGUGUGCCUUAACGUCCCAACAGCCUGAUUAUGCCAUUUUAGCUGUUAGUUGUACAACUGGAAUAACUAAUACUUCAAGAGAGCACUUGGGUUUGGCUUUAGCCUUAAAAUUACCAACUGCAGUUGUAUUAACAAAGUCUGAUGCUGUAGGUAAGCAGCAACUUGAGAAAUUGAUAAAGUGUUUGGAAAAGACACUAAAAUCUCCAGGAAUCAAAAAAGUACCUUUUAGGGUAGUCAAUGAAGAUGAUGCCAUUAUGGCUGCUUCGUCAAUUAAUGGUAAUGUUUGCCCAUAUUUUGUUGCUUCGAGCGUGAGUGGAAGAGGAUUAAAUCUUCUUACAAAAUUUCUGUAUGCUGUUCCAUCCGUAUUUGGUAAAAACAAGGAGAUUGAUGGUUCAGUGGAGCAUCAAGUUGAUUCUGUAUAUGAUCUUGCUCAUUGUGGAACUGUGGUAGCUGGAACUCUUGUAAAGGGUGUUAUAAAAGAACAAGAAGAAUUAUAUAUCGGACCUGAUUCUUCAGGUAAUUUCUUCCCAGUAAAAGUUCAAUCGAUACACCGCAGUAGAGUUCCAACACUAAUUGCGAUGGCUGGACAAGCCGUCGCACUUGCUUUGGGCAACGUACCAUUAACAGUGCGAAAAGGAAUGGUGCUAUUGAAAAAUCCCUUCCCGAUUUGUUGUAUGGCGUUUGACGCUGAUAUUAGGGUUCUUUUUCAUCAUGGAAAAGGCUUAACUAAGAAUUUCCAAUGUGUUGUACACAUAAACAACGUGUGUCAGACAGCAAUUAUUGAAGAGUGUAACAAAGCUUGUGUGCCAACUAAUAGCCGCGCAGUUGUUCGUUUCCGUUUCUUAAAAAGACCUGAAUUCAUUAGCGUUGGUUCAAGGCUACUUUUCAGAGAAGGAAGGACAAAAGGAACUGGUGACGUUUUAAAAAUAUACCCCUACCAAAAUGAUCCUGAUUUGAUGAGAUAA